UGUUGAUGUACACAAGGCCUGGUGACUUUGUGUUGCCACAUGCAGACCUUCCUUUUUGACACGAGAAGCUUUUAACAUGACGACGAUCUGUAUCGGAGGAUUCUGCAUUCCUCUGUACGCGCUGCUGCCAUUUGCGCUCAUGAUGCUGCAGGGAUUCUGGAACUGGUUCCGCAAGAAUGUUUUAGGUCAAGACGACGAAAAGAUCCCCGAGAAUACCCGCGUGAUCCACGUGACGUCGGAGCUGCAGUUCAAGGAGCUGCUUGGCAAGGGCAAAGCGACCAAACGCUCAGUGGUCGUGGACUUCUCGGCCACGUGGUGCGGUCCGUGCCGCUACAUCAGCCCCGUAUACCACGAACUCAGUGCGAAAUACCCGUGCACAAUCUUCCUCAAAGUGGACGUGGAUGAGCUCAAGUCCGUCUCCAGAGGCUGCGGCGUGACGGCUAUGCCCACGUUCCAGUUCUUCCGUGGCGGAGUCAAGUGCGACGAGAUGCGUGGCGCAGACAAGAACGGACUGGAGGCGCUUAUCCAGAAGCAUUACGUGGAAGUAGAACUGCCCGAGGACGAGAAGCCCGUGGCAGCAGCGGCUGGGGAGAAAUCUGUGACGGAAGGCGGAGAAGGUCUACGUCAGCGCAAGCCACAGGUGACGACUGUGACUUCGGAGGAGCAAUGGGAGAAGCUCAUGCAACAGAACCAAGAGUCAAACAAGGCGUUGGUGGUGGACUUCUGGGCUACGUGGUGCAAGCCGUGCGUGGAGAUCGCUCCGUUGUUCGAGGAGUUAAGUGGUCGGUUCCCCGCUGCUGUGUUCGCACGUGUGGAUGUCGACGAGCUUGAGAGUGUGGCGGAGGAUUUCAAUGUAUCGUCGUUGCCUAGUUUCAAGGUAUUCAAAGGCGGCAAGGUGGUUGAUGAACUCAGCGGAGCCAUUAGGAGUGCUCUGGAGAGCAUGGUUGCCAAGCAUGCCAAGAACUGAUUGUAGCUAACCUAAAACAAACAGUGACGAGCGGUUUGACUCACAAGUGGAAAUUAUUAUUGUGUUCCGGUGCGAAGCAAAACGAAUGAUGAUCCUGCGCUAGUACGUUGUACCUGUAGUUCGUUCAGAUCUCCCAAACGAGCGAAACUCGCGGUUUCCAACAACCAGGCCAGUCCCUUGUUUCUGGCCCUCAUUUCAGCUCUUACCGGCACGCAGGACAACUGUGGCACAUGUCCGAACUCACAAAACGUUAACUAAACUUAUGGAGAAGGUUGCAAUAAGUUCAUCGACAGGCAGCAGGCUACUUAUCAAUCCGGCUUUAGCCGAGGACACGU
Messenger RNA from Phytophthora nicotianae INRA-310, 1302 nucleotides. RefSeq names its product thioredoxin. The coding region runs from base 77 to 967 and encodes 296 amino acids. Lineage: Eukaryota; Oomycota; Peronosporomycetes; Peronosporales; Peronosporaceae. The transcript is spliced from 5 exons. The record is from RefSeq and is a predicted model, not a curated record.